Molecule: messenger RNA, 841 nt
Organism: Arachis ipaensis
Lineage: Eukaryota; Viridiplantae; Streptophyta; Magnoliopsida; Fabales; Fabaceae
Gene: HGPT
Product: Hypoxanthine-guanine phosphoribosyltransferase
Biological process (GO): IMP salvage; guanine salvage; hypoxanthine metabolic process
Cellular component (GO): cytosol
Molecular function (GO): magnesium ion binding; hypoxanthine phosphoribosyltransferase activity
Source: RefSeq, a predicted model, not a curated record
UUAUUUCUAUUCCAGUAGUAUUAAACAACAAAUUUCAAUCCUCUAAACCCUAUUCUUUCUCUUUCUCUCUCUUUCUUGCCACCCGGAUCUGAUGGCUUUGGACUCCCACAUAGAGAGAGUCUUAUGGAGCGAGGAGCAAAUCACUCGCCGGGUUGCCGACCUCGCCGCCCAAAUCUCUGCGGACUUUCGUGCAGUUUCUCCGCCGCCGGUGGCCGUUGGCGUGGCCACCGGUGCUUUCCUCUUCCUCGCCGACCUGGUUCGAAGGAUUGAGCUCCCCCUUGCCGUUGAUUUCGUGAGAGCCGAAUCCUACGGUUCAGGAAUACAGUCCAACUGUGCGCCUACCAUUUCUUUGGAUUUGAAAGUUGAUGUCAAAGGUCGCCACGUCAUCUUGGUUGAAGACAUCGUAGAUACAGGACAUACUUUAUGUAAAGUUAUUGGACACUUAAAAUCAAAAGAAGCAUCCUCUGUAUCCGUGUGCACUUUCCUUGAUAAGCCAGCAAGGAGAAAAGUUAAUGUUCAACUAGUGGGUGAAGGCAAAUUCUACCGGGGAUUUGAGUGUCCAGACUAUUUUGUUGUUGGAUACGGUAUGGAUUUUGCGGAAUUGUACAGAAACUUACCAUACAUCGGUGUCUUGAAGCCUGAACAUUAUCAAUGAUUCUACACAUUAUUAGCCAUGGUUUUCUAAGUGUUUUUCUUGAAUUCUUUCGAUUCUACUUGAUUGGUGAACAGAAUGUGAAACAGUAGUAGAUGGAAACUAGAAUAUUUUUUUUGUUAUGCAUUUUGAAUUGUACAAUUUCAUUCAUACAUUAUCAAAAUCUAAACAACAUUGUUUGUUGAAUAA